UGACGAAAACAAGUGGAAAGAGUAUUUUCCACUACCGACUGUGUUGUCGGGUCUUUUCAAACACAUCGAGACGCUCUUUAAUGUGAAAAUCGUCGAAAGCAAGAAAGCGGACAUUUGGCAUAAAGAUGUCUGGUUCUUCGACAUAUUCGAUUUGAACGGAUCCAAUGCAGCACCCAUCGCGAAUUUCUACCUAGAUCCCUACGCCAGAGGAACGGAGAAGUUCCGUAAAGAACAAGCCUCGGGAUGGGUGUCCACGAUCAAAAGCAAGAGCAAAGUCGGCAAUAGCACUCCAUUGAUCGCUAUGAUCUUCAAUUUUCCGCCCCCGAUAGGCGAUAAACCUUCUCUUCUUUCCUUCAAGGACAUACAGAUUCUUUUCCAAAAAUUUGGACACGCUUUGCAACAUUUACUAACUACGAUCGAGUAUUCUGACAUUGCUGGAUUGUCAUUUGUGGAAUGGGAUGCAGUAUUCAUAUGUGAUUUCUUCAUGGAGAACUGGUUGUACGAACCAUUUAUGUUGCAAAAAAUCUCUGAACAUUACGAAACGAAGGAACCAUUACCUGCGGAGGCUAUCGACAGUAUUAAAAAAAUGAGAUCGCAUUUGGCUGGCUAUAAGCUUUGUAAAGAACUUUAUUUGUCACAUUUGGAUCUGGAGCUGCAUUCCAGUGAAACAUUUUGGGUAACUAUCAUGAAACGCCUAUGGCCGAAAUAUUUCGUGUUGCCACUCGAAAAAAGGGACGUUCAUGUUUGCAAUUUCGAUGUUAUAUGGAGUGGCAAUUGGGCAGCCGCGUAUUUCAGCAAAAUUUGGUCUGAGAUGAUAGCUGCCGAUUUAUACACGGCUUUUCAAGAGAUCAAGUUCGAUGAAUCACAGCAUAAGGAAUUAGGUAUGAGAUUCCGUAACACGUUUUUAUCUUUGGGCGGUAGUUAUCCUGCCGCCGAGGUAUUCAGGCAAUUUAGGGGAAGAGAUCCGAGCCCACAAGCAUUAUUAGACAAUCUUGGGUUAACGAAUUCGACGAAGGAAACCAAAUGA
This is a messenger RNA of Atta colombica, 1027 nucleotides long. Its product is annotated as organellar oligopeptidase A, chloroplastic/mitochondrial-like. NCBI's taxonomy places the organism in Eukaryota, Metazoa, Arthropoda, Insecta, Hymenoptera, Formicidae. The record is from RefSeq and is a predicted model, not a curated record. Gene Ontology annotation, biological process: peptide metabolic process; proteolysis. Gene Ontology annotation, molecular function: metalloendopeptidase activity. The annotation marks the transcript as partial. The transcript is spliced from 5 exons.